AUGGCAUUGGACGCCGCGAGGCUGAUUCAGCAGGUCGGGAUGCAGCAGCUGAUGCGCCGUCGACAGUCGCCUCGCCGAACCUCAGCUCCGGAACAGCUGCCCGACCCGCAGCCCAGCACGUGGGCGUAUUCCCGCCCCGUGGUCAUCCUCGACGCGUUUUGGAACCUCGCCUUCGUUGUAGUCACAGCCAUCACGCUCUUUAUAAGCCAGGCGCGCAACGAGCGCCCGCCCGCGCCGCUGUCCAUCUGGUUACUCGGUUACGCCGUGCAAUGCGCCGUGCACGUGAUCUGCGUUCUGCUGGAGCACGAGCGGCGGGAGAGCCGGCGCGUACGGGAGCAGCGGGAGCAGCGCAGGGAGAGGAGACGCGGGCGGGGGAGGGGGAGGAGGGGGAGGCGCGCAAGGGGAGAGCGGAGGGAUAGGGAAAGGGAGAGAGGGAGGGAGAUGAGGGGGGGCGGGGAAGCGAACGAGGGGGACGAGAACGUGAAUAGUGGGAGGGGUGAAGCGGGGGAGGCGACGGGGGAUGCGGAGGGGACGAGAUUCGAUGCGUCGCGGGACCAAUCGGGGGAAUGGGGGGGGAUGGGGGGGAGAGGGGAUGGCAGAGGAAAUGUGGAAGUGACGGGCAGCCGUAGCGAAAGGGAGAGAGAAGAGGAAUUCAUCUCCAUUCUACGCAGGAGGGACGCGGGUAGAGUGGCGACUCUAGACGAAGCAGCGUCUGUGCUUAUAACGGGACGGGCUCUGUUACUGGAAAGGGAAGCGCGCGAAGGGGAGGCGCUUGAGGGGCUUCUGGGGGAGGAGAGGGCGGGCGGGGAGGAUGGGAGGGGGGAUGGGCAGGCAAGGGCGGGCGGAAGAAUGAGGGGUGAGGAAGGAUCGACGGUGGAUGAUGAAGAGAUGAUGGUGGGAGCUGUGGAUGAAGGUGAAUCGGACGACUCAGAUCAGAGAGUUCGCCAACACCAUGUUCUCCUUCGCCUGGUGGCUCAAUCUUGCUCUCGUGAUCUCUCCUUCUCUCUCCCUCUCCUGCUCUCCCUCUUGCUUUCCCUCCCUUUCACCUAUUCCAGCCUGGCACAACGCGUAGACCUGGCACGGCGCGUAGAGUCAGCCAACACAAUGUUCUCCUUCGCCUGGUGGCUCGUCGGCUUCACGUGGAUCCUCUCCACCAUCGACGACUCUUUCAAAGACGCGCCCAUCCUCUCCUGGGCGACCACAGCCUUCCUGGCGUUUGACGUGUUCUUCGUCGUCUUCUGUGUGGCUGUGGCGUGCGUUGUGGGCAUGGCCGUGUGCUGCUGCCUGCCCUGCAUCAUUGCUCUCAUCUAUGCUGUUGCAGACCAGGCGAGUGCAGAAGGAGCAACACGAGAGCAGAUCGAAGCUCUCCCCAAGUUCAAGUUCUACCGCCAUCGCACCGCCGCCAACAACUCUUCCCAAGCCAGCAGCAUAUGCCCCUUCCACUCCUGCUCCUCCUCCUUCCGCCUCUCCUCGUCUCCCCCCCUCUCCUCCUCCACCACGUUCUCCUCCUCUCCAGCCACCCGAACCGCCCCCUGCCCCUGCUGCUCCUCCUCUGCCUUUGCCGGUGCCAUGUGGCGCAACGCGGUUGGCCUUGCUGCUGGGCUCUGGAGGCGGGCAGGCCGGGCAGGAGGAAAUAACAGCAGCAUCAGAAAUUCUCCAAGUGGCGAUGGGCUGGACGUCCGUGUGACAGUUGAGGAAGAGACAGGUGGCGUCAUGUCAUUGGUUGGCUCGGCCCAUCCGCCAAGGCGGAGGCAUGUAGAGGCGGAGGAUGCAGAAUGCUGUGUGUGCCUUGUAAGGUAUGAGGAUGGGUGUGUGUUACGGGAGUUACCAUGCUCGCACCACUUCCACGCAGCAUGUAUUGACAAGUGGCUCAAGUCACACCCGACAUGCCCGCUAUGCAAGCGUGACAUUACAAAGGGAGUAGGGAGCAUGCCAUCGCCGGACACACUGCCAAGUUCACUCUCUGCUGGAGCAUCGGUGGGAGGGGCUCUUGAAAGCACUCCAGGGCCAAGCGGGACACCAUAA
Molecule: messenger RNA, 2025 nt
Organism: Closterium sp. NIES-65
Lineage: Eukaryota; Viridiplantae; Streptophyta; Zygnematophyceae; Desmidiales; Closteriaceae
Source: the annotation of a GenBank genome assembly